UUGAAAUUGAAAAGGGCACUUUUCGCGAAGCUAAGGUGGCCCUGCUUCUUCCACUUUGGCGCUUUUCUUUCAAAAUUUCGGAACCGUAACUGAAAAAUCUGUAGAUACAGCCACAGCUUCGAAUUCAUGGAAAUGGAUGCUCCUCUAGACUUCGAGUCGGAAGACCCACUUCUCAGUUCCCCAGUCGCUCUCAAGAAAAGGAAAAAGAUUAUAGGGUUAGAUGAUCUUCUGACUGAUCACUACAAGGAUAAGUGUAAAUUGGUUGAGAAAGAAGCUAAACUGGCAAAGAAGAAAAAGAAAUAUGAUUCGGAUGAUGAUGAUUUUGGCAAAGAGGCCGUGGUGACCCAAGUUGUUGAUCAAUGUCAAAAUAAGAUGAAUCAAUUGGGAGGUGAGGAAGAUACAUCUAUAUGGGGGUUAGUCGUUUUUGGAGAGCAGAAACCCCCACCAGCUUUGGAAAGUCCUGAACUCGAAAGUUGCCAAUUUUUGCAAACGUUCCUAAAUAAUGAAGUUAAUUCUUUGGUGAAUCUCACUGUGGAGAAAGGUGAUGCAUUCCUUGAAGGUUUAUUGGUAAAUGGUUGGCUGUCAACACUUGUUUCUUUAACAGGUCGUGCAGAGAAAUCACUUGCCAUAUGGACUUUCAAUUUAAUUUAUUUUCAUAUUUCAGUGUUAUAUUCAUCAAGAGAAGAUCUAAGAACAUCAGCUUGUGAUUUCUGGAAGGAUAUCAUGUUAACAACAAAUGAGGUUGGGCAACAUCUUCAGAUUGAUUGGUUUCCAAACUAUGCUCAAUUAGGAGAAGCUCUUGAGACGUAUGGAUAUAGAUUUGAAUGCUCAUUAAACCCUGGGUUGAUCCACACUGGUUCUGGACGUGGUGGGCCACCUCAGAAUAUAAGGGCUUGGAUCAAGUUUAUUACUAUUUGUUGUCAAACAAAGAAUAAAAAGAAUAUCUUUACAUCUUCUGAAGUUGAGCGGCUAGCUGAAGCCAUUAUUUGUUUAUUUCUGGACCGCCAGUUUCAAGGCAUAACCGAGCUCUUAUGUGAAUGCCUGCAAUCACUUAUCCAUUACUUCACAGAUGAAGAAUGGAAAGCAUGUUGUGAGAAAAUAGCAAAAUCUCUAGUCUGCAGAAUUCCUAUGGAUCUAAACUGUUUACGAGCUGUGGAAUGCAUUUCUGGAGUUGAUCCCCGCAGUAAAUAUCUGAGGAGUACAGUUGCCUAUCAAAUUCUUCUUUUUUGCUUUAAAAAAGAGGCUACUAAUGAAGAAGAGGUUUUGAGAGUAGUUACUUCCAUCACCGUGAAGGAUAAAAAUUGUGACCUAUUUAAGCUGUACAUUUACUUGGUGUUGACGGAGAACUGGCUUGUCGGUGGUCGAACGUGUGAAGGCAAGCCACUAACUCGUGAAAUGUGGGGUCUGUUUCUCAGAAACUGCUCCUGCCAAAUUGCCAGUACUGAUUUGAGGUCGUAUGCAUCAAAGGUUCGUAACAAAGCUUCCUAUAUCUUGCAAAGCUCUUUCGACGAAUAGAUUUUGAUGCAUCAUCCCUCUGGCUCUGCAUUUGCUUGCUGACAUGAAAUACUGAAAACUAAUGAACAGGUCCGUCUAAUUAAUUCACUUUGUACAGCCAACAGGUACUCUUUUUUAAUCCAUUUACCAAUGUUAAAAUAUCCACUUCAUCAAGUUACUGAGUUAUUUUCUUGGAAUGGAGCAUUAUUAGUAUUAAAAAAUAUGAACGAAUUAUAUGUACAACGGAUUGAUGAUUAGGGAGCAACCAGUGUAGGGGUUUUGGGUGCAAAAUCAAAUGAGUGGAAAGGACUCGAGGAACCCUGAAUUUGAUGAAUCAGGCACAUUAUAAAGUUAAUGAUAUAGCCAGUUUUAUUGGAAUA
This is a messenger RNA of Cucumis melo (muskmelon), 1874 nucleotides long. RefSeq lists its product as uncharacterized. The coding region runs from base 127 to 1515 and encodes 462 amino acids. The transcript has 12 exons. Lineage: Eukaryota; Viridiplantae; Streptophyta; Magnoliopsida; Cucurbitales; Cucurbitaceae. The record is from RefSeq and is a predicted model, not a curated record.